This is a messenger RNA of Chlorella variabilis, 225 nucleotides long. RefSeq lists its product as hypothetical. The record is from RefSeq and is a predicted model, not a curated record. NCBI's taxonomy places the organism in Eukaryota, Viridiplantae, Chlorophyta, Trebouxiophyceae, Chlorellales, Chlorellaceae. The transcript has 3 exons. Bases 1 to 225 code for a protein of 74 amino acids.
AUGACCGCCGGCCAGGCGCGAGCUUUGUACAGGCAGCUGUUUCGUAAGACCAGAGACCUCCCCAGGCAGGCCCAGCACUACUACCGCAACUCCAUCCGCUCUGGGUUUGUGGCGCACUCUGACGAGGACGACCCGGAAGUGCUGCAGCGCAUCUACGAGCAGUCUCUGAGGGAUGCCGACUGGAUACUAGACAAGUACAAGUCGCAGCAGCCGCAGCACAAGUAG